Carcharodon carcharias (great white shark) is the source of this 1872-nucleotide messenger RNA. Its product is annotated as insulin-like growth factor-binding protein complex acid labile subunit. The record is from RefSeq and is a predicted model, not a curated record. NCBI's taxonomy places the organism in Eukaryota, Metazoa, Chordata, Chondrichthyes, Lamniformes, Lamnidae. Gene Ontology annotation, molecular function: protein binding. Gene Ontology annotation, cellular component: extracellular matrix. The transcript is spliced from 2 exons. The coding region runs from base 1 to 1872 and encodes 623 amino acids.
AUGGCACCAGUUAAUAUCACAACCACCGUUACUACACAUUGUUACACGGUGCUAAAUGAAGACUGUUGGCUUGUAUCGGUUAUUGUUUGUUUAUGGUUCCUCCCACUGUUGGGAACAGGAUCACAGCUACCAUCAGAAGAGUCAGAUGAUGAAAGUUUCAAUUGUCCCCAUGUGUGCACCUGCAUUUUUGAUGACUACAGUGAAGAACUAAACGUCUACUGCAGCUCUCGGUAUCUUACCAGCAUUCCAAACGAUCUACCAGUCAAUGCUAAAGCUGUUUGGUUUGACUCUAAUAACCUAACAGCUCUUCAAUCCCAUGCCUUCAGAAACAUGUCUAAUCUGGAUUUCUUGAACCUGGAGAAUAGCCACAUAGUUAGUAUUGAGCAACAUGCCUUCUAUGGUUUAAAACUGCUUGCCCAUCUGCAUUUGGAAAGAAACAAAUUGAAAUACUUGGUACCAAAUGCAUUUCUCCACACUCCGUCUCUUGUCUCACUUAGUCUGAACAAUAACAACUUUGGUAAAAUUGAAGACGGGUUGUUUUCUGGCCUUUCUCACCUCUGGUACCUGAAUCUGGGAUGGAAUAAUCUGGCGGUUUUGCCUGCUACAGGCUUUCAUGAUUUACCAAAUUUAAAGGAGCUUAUUUUGGCAGGAAAUAGAUUAACUUAUCUGCAGCCCCAACUGUUUAUAAGUUUGACAGAGCUGAAGGAACUCGAUUUGUCAGGAAAUCUGCUGAGAAUCAUUAAGGGGAACAUCUUUGUGAAGCUGCAAAAGCUUCAGAAGCUUUAUAUGAGUUGUAACCAAAUCAGCACCAUUGUACCAAGGGCUUUCAUGGGAAUGAAAUCCCUCAGAUGGUUAGACUUGUCCCACAAUCGCAUCGCUGCAUUACAUGAAGAAACAUUCGCUGGACUCCUAAACCUCCAUGUGCUUAGGUUGGUCAACAACUCCAUCACAGGGUUAAGACACAAGACAUUCAGAGAACUUCAGUUUCUGGAGGAACUCCAAUUUGGGUACAACAAGAUCAGAAGCCUUUCUGAAAACAUAUUUGAUGGCUUAGUACAGUUGGAAGUCCUCACUCUAAACAACAAUCAGAUUGAGGAAAUCAAACCAGGAGCAUUUGUUGGCCUUCGUGAGGUAGCUGUGCUUAAUCUAUCCAGUAACUCUUUAAAGAAUUUAUCAGAUCGCACAUUUAAAGGUCUUCUUAAUCUUCAUAGCCUGCAUUUAGAAAACAACGCAGUCACCAGAAUUCAACCAAGCACAUUUUCUGGAUUGUCCUGUCUUCGAAGGCUCUUCCUGCAAAACAAUUACAUUUCAGUUAUUGACAAUCAGAGCCUCAGUGACUUGAAAGAGCUUUUGGAACUGGAUUUCAGAUACAACAAACUAACGCAGCUAACUCCUCAGGCUUUCACAGGUGUACCAAGUUUGGAGUUUCUUCUACUAAAGCGCAAUGAACUUCAAUCCAUUUCUGAUACCGCCUUUCAGCCUCUUCAACAUCUCUCGUGGCUUGAUUUAUCAGAGAACUUUAUUGAGUUUUUCUAUAAUCACACUCUUACACCAUUGACCAAGUUAAAGUAUCUGAACCUUAAAGGCAACUCUUUAAGGCAUUUCCCGCAACAGUUUUUGGAGCAGUCAUCACAAUUGGAGCAACUAUUGUUGGAGGGUAACAGUUGGCACUGUGACUGCUUACUCAAGGCACUCAGGAAUUACUGUCUGAAGAAUCCCCAUGUGGUUCCUCGUUAUUUCGAAUCUGCAAUAGAAAGAGAUGGAACUCAUGCCAUCAGGUACACGUACAACAACAUCACAUGUGCAAGCCCACAAACCAUUGCUAAUAUGGAUCUGAGAGACAUCAGUGACGACUAUUUUGGUAACUGCUAA